AUGCAGGAGUUGUUGAUUCAACAAGUGCCUUCGAGAAGGGAUGAAUCCUGCUUUCAUCUUGGAAACGGGCUUGUCGAACGGGCGCUCAAUGAACUCGUAGCGGUUUACAGGGAGUAUGGGAUGAGAGAAGAGGAAAUAGUCUGUGUGAAUGCAAUGAUUUGUUUGAAUCCCCUGGCGAAGGAUGUGUCGGAUUCACUUUUUGAGAAGAUAGUGGAGUUGAGAAAUCGAAUAGCGGAUUGCUUGUUUUCAAUUGUCAAGGAAGUUAGGUUAAGCCCCACACCGAAUGUUUGCUAUGGGCAUAUUCUGUUGUCAUUGGCCACUGUUACGGAACUAGCCAACGCGAUGAGCGAAAAUCUCCAAUUCGCUCAAACAUUUUCAAAUCAAGGUGAAAUUCCUCUGUUGACUGAUCUGUUCGGAUGCUUCACUGUUGAACCAUUCUUCAAGGAAGUCGAUGAGUUGACAGCGUUGAGUCUGGAAAAGGCAUUGACUGAGAAGAAGGAGAUCAGUACGCAGACUGAUCGGGUGCCACCUCCGAGGGCUUUGCUGAAACGGCAAGCAACAAUAGACGAGGAGAGUGAAGAACCUGCCCGACAGAAUUUCCGACUUUUACAACCACCGAACAAUUUUUAUAUUACGGAAAUGUUGGAUGAUUUGAGAGCACCCUCCUCCUCAAUUUCCCUCUCCUCCCCAGAUGAAUACCAUCCCACCAGCACUGCACCAAUGAACAAUCACGCCGAGAAUCAUCUGAUGGGUCUGAAUUAUGAUGCAUCGACAAUACAGAAUGGUGUGAGCAGUAAUGGAGUUGCUCAUCCUCCUACUGUACCUACAGUACCACCAGUCGCUGCGAGACCAAUCUACGAUCAGCAACCAUCGUGCUCCAAUCAGAAUCCGUCUACAUUUUAUAACUUCCCCCCUCCACCCGGUUACCCACCUCUUAACGCUGGUUAUACUCCAAAUAUCAACUAUCCUCAACUCUAUCAACAACCCCAAUAUUACAAUUUUCCCGCUCAAAAUGUCUGCGGAGCCGAAAAAGCUGCCCACCACUAUGGAGCUCUCAGCUGUGUUGGAUGUAAAGGAUUUUUCCGUCGAGCACUUCUCAAGGCGGAUCAGUUGGAAUGUGCGGCGAAUGGAGAGUGUACAGUUAGUGUUUUGCUUGUCCGCCCGAAUCGAGACGCUCCUCCAAAACCACGUAAACCCGCAACUACCGUAGCCUCAUGUGACCUAACUGAUCGUGGACAUUGUGGAGACAUCGAUUAG
Caenorhabditis remanei is the source of this 1257-nucleotide messenger RNA. RefSeq lists its product as uncharacterized. The transcript is spliced from 8 exons. Lineage: Eukaryota; Metazoa; Nematoda; Chromadorea; Rhabditida; Rhabditidae. Gene Ontology annotation, biological process: regulation of DNA-templated transcription. The record is from RefSeq and is a predicted model, not a curated record. Bases 1 to 1257 code for a protein of 418 amino acids. Gene Ontology annotation, molecular function: zinc ion binding; sequence-specific DNA binding; DNA-binding transcription factor activity.